Molecule: messenger RNA, 1602 nt
Organism: Vespa velutina
Lineage: Eukaryota; Metazoa; Arthropoda; Insecta; Hymenoptera; Vespidae
Product: 23 kDa integral membrane protein-like
Exons: 5
Coding region: 234-935 (233 amino acids)
Cellular component (GO): membrane
Source: RefSeq, a predicted model, not a curated record
UAUCGUCGUGUUUGAUACGUCUUAUUGCGCGUCUUCGGCAACCCGGAAUAACCUGUUGAACGCAGUUUCUUAUUCGCGUAAACACUUCCAGUGAAGUGAUUUAUUCUUGUUGCUUGAAUUUGAAAAGGGGAAAAAAGAAAGGGGAAAAAAAAAAAAGAGAGAAAGAAAAGAAAAGAAAAGAAAAGAAAAGAAAAGAAAAGAAAAAAGAAAAAGGAAAGAAGAAAAAUUACAAGAUGGGUUGCGGUUUGGGAUUAAUAAAAUAUCUUCUCUUUAUAUUUAACUUCAUAUUCUCGUUAUGCGGCCUAGCUAUUCUUGUAGUCGGUAUUCUCAUGCAAAUAAACUUUAAUCAUUACAAAGAAGCUAUUGAAAAUAAUGUGACUGUCCCUUCGUUGACAUUCAUCGUCGUUGGUAGCAUCAUUUUUGUCAUCGCAUUCUUCGGAUGUUGCGGUGCGAUACGUGAGAGCCAUUGCAUGACGAUAACUUUUGCAUCAUUCCUGUUAACGAUAUUUAUAGUACAAGUUGCUAUAGCAAUAUAUGCGUUCGUAGUCUUCAGGGAAUCUAAUAUCAAUGUUAAGACUACCUACACGGAAGUAUUCAAACAUUAUUGGGAUUCUCCUACGCAACAAGAGAUUGUAGACAUUGUUCAGAGUAAUUUGGAAUGUUGUGGCAUCAAUUCGCCCAAUGACUUCAAUUAUUUCAGUAAUAAGACUAUACCUUGGAGUUGCUGCAAUGAGUCGAAAUUUUCACAGUGUGAAAUAACCAAGAGUUACCAAUCCGGAUGUGCCUCUGAGUUGAAAAAUUUCCUAGUCAAUGCUGGAAAAAUAUUGGGAGGUAUUGCUAUUGGUAUAGCUGCAGUGGAGUUGAUCGGUAUUAUAUUCGCACUGUGUUUGGCACAGUCUAUAAAGAAUUAUGAAAGAAGAGGUUACAGAGUAUAAGAGUGUCGACUAUCUAAGAGUAUUAUAUCCCUGUUUAGUGUUUUUCCUUUUUUUUUUCUAUGUCAUAAACAAAUUAACGAUAAAAUUAUCUAUGGUGAUAAUCUUUCCUUUCAAUGAAUCGAAGUACGAGCAAAUUUUGAUAUUCUUAAUUUUACAAGUUUAUAGAAUUUAAAGAGAAUUAUGAAACUGGAAGUACAUCUGUUUUGUUUUUUCUUUUAUUUUUCUUUUUUCCUUCUUUUUUGUUGCUUGAAAAAUAGUUCUUUCAUAAUAAUAUUUAUUUAUAUUAAAAUAGUAUUUUGUUGCUUGGAAAAUAGUAUUUUCACUUUAGAAAAAAGAAUUUGACAAGGACAAAUUGCGUUAAAAGAAAGUAAAGUAUGUAAGUCGAUAAACGAUAUCUGUGGACUUUUGUAAUGUGAAGGAUAGAGACACGUAACGUACCUAAUUUUAUAUAAAAGCCAAUUAAUUCAUAAGAAAUGUUUAUUAUCGUUAUUCCUUCGUUAACGGACAGCGGAAAUAGAAAUAUAUGUAUAUUUACGUAUAAUAUAAAAAAAUUUAUAUAGAGAUUUAGUAUUAUCUUAUUCUACAAUGAACAUUUGAUCUAUGAUUUGUUGAGCAAACUAUACUGUACGCACAAAAAUAAAAAAAUAAAAAUAAUCUUUCAUCGGAA